Salpingoeca rosetta is the source of this 2040-nucleotide messenger RNA. RefSeq lists its product as uncharacterized. Bases 1 to 2040 code for a protein of 679 amino acids. NCBI's taxonomy places the organism in Eukaryota, Choanoflagellata, Craspedida, Salpingoecidae. The record is from RefSeq and is a predicted model, not a curated record. The transcript has 2 exons.
AUGUUCCGCAUCGAGCUCCUCUUCAUGCAUCACCACCUCCCCUUCCUUCUCCGCUUUGCCAUCCCCCACCACAUCCCCCACCACCACACCCUCCCCCACCCCAUCCUGCUGCAGUGCCCUGAUCCUCCGCAUCUCCUUCGCCACCGCCGCCGCCUCGGGGUGUGCCGGCCCCACCGCCGCCACCAGCACACCCUGCGCCGACUUAAGUGCAGCCAGUGCCUCGUCCAGAGAGCAACGGCACCCACAACCACAACCACUAUCACAACAGCGGCAACGGCAACGGCGUUUCACACCGCAAUGUCACGAACGACAAGCGACACCUCAUUACACCGGAGAUAUAAUGACGACCCUGGUGUCGAGCAUGCCGCGUGGCUAGAAAAUCGCUUUCUGGUGCUCUGGUGUACUGCUGGCUGGGAGCAACGUGGGACAGCAGGUGCAGUUUCCUUCACCGCAUGCUGGCUUCAACUUCAAGAAGAAGAAGACAAGGAGAUUUCUGGCGCGAGUUUGGGCACUGUGGACGGAUCGCAGCGGCAAGUGAGUCAAGUAUCCUUGUGCGCACCUUCGCCGGCGCUGUACUCGCUUUCGGCGUGCUUGUCGACUCAAGCCGAGGCUGAUCGAAUGCAUGACCUGUGCAGCGUGCACUUGGGCCACGUUUGUGCACAGACUGUGCGUCUGACCAUCCGGAAUUCGCUGUCUGCCCUCACCGCAACGCGCAUCACCAAUCUCAAGAUUCUUGCGCGCCAUGCUGAGAUUGGUCACGUCACGCUGCAUGACGUGCACCACGUUAUUUGGUACACAAAGCAGCAGCGCACCAUUCGCGGGCAUCUCGACAAUGUGCACUUGGUGGAGCUCGGCAACAACACCUCUGUUAUGGACGUGGGUGCGCUGGCGAGAGUAUCAGCGAUCACUCUCUCUUGUUGCAACAGCAAUCGCGUUGACCUGGCACCACUGCAAACCGUGCAGGCGCUCGCCAUCAACGGGGGCCACGUGAUAAACAGUGAGGCGCCCAUUGAAACAGCGCGUAUCGUCGAUCUCCAGAACAUACAGCUGAGAACCACCACUCUGAGCGCCACGCACGUCAAGCUGUCGAGCAUGGUGGCCGUCCCUGACGUGCUGCACCUCCCCAACGCCACGCACAUCGUCCUCGACAUGGAAUCAAAGGUGUCGCGGUUCACUUCUCCGUCUCACGUCAAGCGACUUGUAAUUGGUGAUGCAACGCCCAACGCCCUGCCCCGGCUGCUGGACUUUGAGCACGCAGACGUGGUGGUGCUCCGCCUUCCACAGACAACGCUGCCACGCUCGUUCCUUGCAGACGUUGGCCGUCGCGCUGACAGGCUGAUUCUCUGCUACUGCGUGCGAGGCGUCACCGACCUUUGUGUUGUUCCUGACAGCGUCCACGUGUGCGUGGAGCGAGCCAGCGUGGACGGGCCCGUGCCUGGGUGUGUGCGAAAGCUGCACGCCCGGGUGGAAGGGGAGCUGCGCUGCGCGUGGCUUGGGUCUGCUCUGCAGUGGCUGACCUUGCAUGGCACCGGCGUUCGACCCCUACACGACGUUCACCUGCUUUCGGGUCGGAAAUACCUUCGCAUCAUGUACUGUCCGCUGUUCGGCCAGCUGUCAAACUGCCAGAACUUGCACCUGUACGCGUGCUGUGGAGCUUUGGCUCUCACUUCUAUCAAUACCCUCCAGAUUGAGCGCGUAGCCUUGACAACCGGGCCUCCAUCCUCAUGCUGCGCAGACGACGGUGAUACUCGCGGCAGCGACAACAACCUGUCCAUCACCAAUUGUCACGAUGUCUUCAAGUGCAAGCUGCGUGAGUGCGAGAUUACGGAUUUUGCAUUCUUCCAAGGCGUGCAUACCCUCGUGUUGAAGAAUUGCACCUUCGACACAUUGGACAGUCUGCCAAACAUCGGCUGCCUCGUCCUCCGCAACUGUGCUAGCUCCAACAGGCAGUGGCUCUGGCCAGAUGUCGCACUUUCAAAGCGAUCACAUCAUACAAUGAUACGUGUCUUGUUGGCUGGAAAACGAAAGAGCAAUCGAUGA